AGCCGGGGGCCUGCGGGGCCCUCACAGCGCCGCUCGGAGCCUCCCCCCUGGCCCAUGGACGGGGCGCGGGGCUGCAAUGGGUACGCGCGGCAGGAGCGGCCGCCCCCCAUCCCCGCCGACAAGCCGCGGGUCCCCCCGGGCGGCGGUGGCGGGGAUGGGGAUGGGGAUGGGUGGCGGGGGGAGCGUCCCCGCAGCGAGGAGGACGACGAGCUGAGCCUGCCCGGGCUGGCGGCCGCCUACACCUCCAUCCUGCGGGGGCUGGGAGAGGACCCGCAGCGGCAGGGGCUGCUCAAGACGCCCUGGAGGGCGGCCACGGCCAUGCAGUUCUUCACCAAGGGAUACCAGGAGACCAUCGCGGAUGUUCUGAAUGACGCCAUCUUCGACGAAGACCACGACGAGAUGGUCAUUGUGAAGGACAUAGACAUGUUCUCGCUGUGUGAGCAUCACCUCGUUCCGUUUAUUGGAAAGGUGCACAUUGGCUAUCUCCCUAACAAACAAGUGCUUGGCCUCAGCAAACUUGCCAGGAUCGUGGAAAUAUACAGUAGAAGAUUACAAGUCCAGGAACGCCUUACCAAGCAAAUUGCAAUCGCCAUCACAGAAGCCUUACAGCCCGCGGGGGUCGGCGUGGUCGUGGAGGCCACGCACAUGUGUAUGGUCAUGCGUGGGGUACAGAAAAUGAACAGUAAAACAGUAACCAGCACGAUGCUGGGGGUAUUCCGGGAAGAUCCAAAGACCCGUGAAGAAUUCUUGACGCUCAUCAGGAGCUGAAACUGUGCCGCUCUCUGAACGCGCUCUGGAUUGCUCUGUCCCGUGUCACUGUCUGUUCUUGUCCCCACGUCCGACCUCCUAAACUAAAUCGUUGUGAAUUGUUGUCGUAGUCUUUGUGCAGUGAGAGACUCCCGGUGGCAAACGGGAAAGGUGUUGAUGAAGGGCAGUCCUCCUGGAUUUCCAGUGGUGCCAUGGAAUUACAAGCUACAAAUAAUGGGUUUGGAAACGCAUUUCCAUCCAUAGUGCAGAACGUCCCACUGCCAGGAGAGAAGUGGGGCUUGGUGGUGAAAUGGAUAUUUAUGAAAUAGUUGUGUUUGUUGGAAUAAAUGUGGAGCAGCACAGGAAACAACUGGAAGGCUCUGGAUCCUUGUAGGAUCAGGAUUGUCAUGAAUUAUCUCUGUUUUAUUGCAAGCCCUGCAGGGGCUGUUUCAGUACCUGGGUAUGUGUGUUAUACCUCUGAGAUGUUACCUCUGGUAUGUUUUAUAUUCUUGAUAGUAUUAACCUUCCUUUUUUGUGUAUUUUGUUUGUUUGAGAAAUUUAAACCCCGUUUUUCCUGUCCUCUGAACAUGCAGGGAAUUAACUUCUGGAUUAUUUGGGGCACAGUCUUGUAUCAGUACAAAGGAGGUUCAUGCACCUUUUCCUCUGUGCCUCACAAUGUGUGACCACUUGAACUGUCAGCUUCCUACUGUUUUUAAGGAAACUUUAACAGAGGAGAGGAAAAAAAACCCUUACAGAGUCUGUUUGCAAAGUGCUAAGGUAUCCAAAGAGGUUUUUAAUGAUACUCUUAACUUGAGCUUUCCUUCUUGGAUUUCUGUGGGUUAGGCUGAGAAGCCAAAACUAGUCUGAUUAACCUGAAAAGGAAGAUUUUGAGCUUUUCAGGACUUGUAUCCCAUAAACAUGGGACCAAAAGGUGAGCACAAAAAUCCUGUGCACAGCACCCGGUACCUCCCCUGCCUGCUGCCAGGUCGGGUCAUUCCAGGGCAGAGGAACCUGGAAUGACAACUCAUUUCGUUUUCGUAAGAGCAGCUGAGAGAGAAGCAUUCCCAGGGCCGUCAGAAUCCAUCAAACCGCAUUUUCUCCGCGGAUGGGGCAACCUCUGUGAUGUGGUCCAAAAAAACCCAGUUUUCAGUCAGCUGGACUGGGCUGAACUUCUGCUUUGUUACCGCUUUAAUGGGUGUUUUGUAACUCGUAAAUUGGGAAAAGAUGAGCAGCAAAUGAAAACCACCCUUCUCACCCCGAGCAAAGGGAGGCAAAGCUUGCAAAACAAAUGCCCACAGGUUCCCACAGCUCUGCUUGGCUGAAUAUUGAUCCAAGAUGUCCCGUACACAAACCCAAAAAGGCGGUUCCCCUGUCCGGCAAACUCCCGUCUUACCAACAUUCCUCCCUCUCCCUUGCUCCAACCCCAACGCUGGAAACAAAAUGAAAAUUGUGUCUGGUCACUUGGACCCUAAAGAACUUUUUCAAGGAGAACGAGCUCACGUGUUUUAAUUACAGUAAUUUUUACCUUGAUGACCUUCACUGGUCAUGUGGAGGAAAAAUCUUUUGUAACAUCCUCUGUCCUGGAUUCUGGAGGAUUAGGUGCUGUAACAGUGUUUGUCUGCUGGUAUAAACAAGCUCUGCUGCACUUUGACAGAACACACCCACUCUGUGGCAUUUGUUUUCCCGAAAUUGCCACUUUUCAGUUCACUAUUGUUCCAAAUAUCCAGCUGAAAAGCCUUAAGUCCUUCUUGCCUGAGGUUCGGAGUAAAACUCUCUUUUUAGCUCAACUGGAAGGAGACUUCGAGGACCAAAGGGCGCACACCAGUACAUUUGUUUCUCUUUCCCUGCCUUAGUUUGGAAAUGAGGUCUCUGUAAAACCCUCUUGCUCCUGAGGUACCGAAAAAGUUGCGUUUUAACCACUUAUCUCUAUUCAGGAUAAAGUUCACGUUGCACCACUGCUGUUUUUUUAUUUCCAUGUGACCCGUAGCCCUUAAAACUUACCUCUCUCUGCUCGUGGCCUUGGAUUUUGUUCACAUUUUUGCUGUUGUAAGACUGGGUAUUUUUGGGGAUGUUGGUGCCGUUCAAAUACAGGAGCUUUAACCACCCCCCCGGUGUGUAAAUAUGUAUAGGACACACAGACCACUUGUACUGCACACCAGUCCAUUGUCUCUGAACCAUUAAAGCACAGUGUUAUCCUUUGGA
Messenger RNA from Myiozetetes cayanensis, 2949 nucleotides. RefSeq names its product GTP cyclohydrolase 1 (gene GCH1). The transcript has 6 exons. Gene Ontology annotation, biological process: tetrahydrobiopterin biosynthetic process; tetrahydrofolate biosynthetic process. Gene Ontology annotation, molecular function: GTP cyclohydrolase I activity; GTP binding; zinc ion binding. Gene Ontology annotation, cellular component: cytoplasm. The record is from RefSeq and is a predicted model, not a curated record. Bases 55 to 768 code for a protein of 237 amino acids. Lineage: Eukaryota; Metazoa; Chordata; Aves; Passeriformes; Tyrannidae.